Messenger RNA from Penicillium cataractarum, 999 nucleotides. Its product is annotated as Clr5 domain-containing protein. The transcript has 4 exons. Bases 1 to 999 code for a protein of 332 amino acids. NCBI's taxonomy places the organism in Eukaryota, Fungi, Ascomycota, Eurotiomycetes, Eurotiales, Aspergillaceae. The record is from RefSeq and is a predicted model, not a curated record.
AUGGACCCGUACCCUCCACCAUCGUCCAUGACCCUCUCCCCUCAAUCGCCGCCCGUCGGUCAACCAUCGACCGUUUUCCGGCCCCGCCGAUCCGACGACUGGCACGAGUAUCGCGAAAUCAUCGAGCAACUCUACCGCAACGACCAGCUCAAACUGCGUGAUGUCAAGCGCAUUAUGGAACGGGACUAUAAGUUCUAUGCCUCAGAAAAACAGUACAAAGACCGCCUCGCUGCAUGGCAUGUCCGCAAAAACAUUAAGGCCAAGGAAGUGCAUUUGAUGAUUCGCAAGCAGCAAAAACGCGCCGCCCGAGGGAAGCAGACUGCCUUUCGGGUAAAUGGCCAGAAUGUCGAUCCUAAACGCAUUGCACGCUUCGUUCGCCGUUACGGUAAUUCAUGGGAUCAAGACGGGGAUCGAGACGCUGAGGAUCAAAGUCCCGAGCCGAAAACCCCAUCUGAUAUGACAUGUUAUACGCCCGAACCAGAGGACAAUGCUGCCACGCCAGUCUCUCCACCAGACAUCCAGUCACCCACGAGGGAAACAUCGACUUAUCCACUCAACUACGACCCUAAUUCCAUCGACACCAUCCCAGAUCUGAUAAUGGACGACGACAACAACACUUACCCACUGCACAUACCCCGACGAACAUAUCACCCAAGCCACCAUCCUCAUCCUUCUCACCCCUCAGCACACCAACUCCCCCACCCAGCAGUGUCACACCCACUAGUCCACCCAGUACCACACCCAGCCAUCACCACCUCCCAGGAUGCUGAUCACCAUCCGCCCGUGGCACUCCCACUCCCUGGAUCCUUGCAGCAGCACCGGGGAGGCAUGAACGGUCCUCCUGAAAUGUUUCCACAUUCUAGUAGUUAUGCUAGUCUGGAUGCGUUUCAGAAUCGACUCGGUGAAUUGGGCACUACGCUUAAUGAGUCCAUGGCUAAGUGGUCGCGUGAGCAGGAUCCUAAUCAGGAGAUUCCUCAUCAUGAGGGGUUGGGAUUGUGA